Messenger RNA from Myxocyprinus asiaticus (Chinese sucker), 2193 nucleotides. Its product is annotated as switch-associated protein 70-like. Gene Ontology annotation, cellular component: nucleus; cytoplasm. The transcript has 12 exons. The record is from RefSeq and is a predicted model, not a curated record. NCBI's taxonomy places the organism in Eukaryota, Metazoa, Chordata, Actinopteri, Cypriniformes, Catostomidae. The coding region runs from base 131 to 1897 and encodes 588 amino acids.
AUUUACGUAAAGCUGUGUAAUCAGCCACUAAUGCGGACAGCGUCAGUCACGUGACUCACGUUCAGCGCUCGUGCUGUACUGAGUGAGGAUAAGUUUUACAGGCGCUCCGAGAUAUUUCACUUCGUUUACCAUGAUUUCCCGGGAAGAAGUCCUCAAGCCCAUAUGGCACGCCUUUACUGCUCUGGACAUGGACCGAAACGGCAAAGUAUCGAAAUCCCAGCUUAAGGUACUGUCCCACAACUUGUGCACCGUACUGAGAAUCCCCCAUAACUCUUCAGCUCUGGAGGAGCACUUCAAAGAUGAUAAUGAGGGACCAGUGUCGACACAAGGGUACAUGCCCUACCUUAACACGUUCAUACUUAAUAAGAUCCAGCCCAACUUUGAUUUCAACGACCUGAAUAAGAUGUGCUGGACUCUGUGUGCGCCAAAGCACAUCAGCGACAAGCACCUGCUCAUCUCUGGAGUUGAUGCCUUCAAGGUCUGGUGUAUCUUCAACUUCCUGUCUGAAGAUAAAUAUCCAUUACAUAUAGUCACAGAAGAGAUCGAGUACUUCCUGCACAAGCUGUUAGCAGCCAUGAGUUACAGCUGGAAUGAGGGCCGGUUUGAAGACUACAAAAUGCAGCUCAUCAUAGAAAAGCAUAAUCUCAGUGCCUGGGAGCUGAUUGAGCUAAUUGGCAUGGGCCAUUUCACCAAGGGCAUAAAUCCUAAGAUCCUCUCCAUGGGAAUCAAUGAAGUCUAUCAAGAACUUAUACUGGAUAUUAUAAAACAGAGCUAUAUGACAAAAAAAGGACACAAAAGGAAAAACUGGAAUGAGCGAUGGUUUGAGCUGCAUCUCACCUACAUGUCAUAUUAUGUGAGUGAAGACCUCACAGAGCAGAAGGGAUGUAUUUUACUGGAUCACAACUGCUGUGUUGAGUCCCUACCAGACAAAGAUUUGAGGAAAAACCUCUUCAUUAUAAAAUGUGUUGAAAAAAGUUUUGAGAUCAGUGCACCGGAUAAAAAGUCAAAACAGGAAUGGAUUCAAGCUGUCCAGGACUGCAUUGUCCGCAUAAGGCAAGGCCUUUCCUCCUCGCAACGUGAGGCCAGACAGAAACGAAGGGAACAGAGGAACCGAAUGAAAGCUGAACAGGAGACCAUAGAGAGCAGAUUGAGACAGCUUCAACUGGCCAGCGAAAGCAAGCAGGCCCAGCUGGAGGCCACGAGUAAGAAUCUACAGGAAGCAGCAAUCAGUGAUGUUAUAGAGAAACAGAGAAGAAUUCAAAAACAAGAAGAACUUCUGGACCAGUACAAAAAGGACCUGGAGGAAGAGAAAAUGGCUCGAAAGCAGAUGGAAGAACAGGUGGCUGAAAAGACCAGUGAACUGGAGCAAUACUGGCAGCGUGUGAAGGAACUGGAAGAAAUGUACAGUCAACUUGAAGAGGCACUAGAGGACGAGAGGCAGGCCAAACAGGACGAAGAAGCCCUGAGCAAACUGCAGGCCAGGUUACUUGAAGAGGAGGCAAGCAAGAGGCUUGAAUUGGAGCAGAUUUACUUGCAGCAGCAAGAAGUCAUAACUCAGACUCAAAAGGAGAAAAAGGAGCUUGAGAAGGAACGGCUGGAGAAGGAGCAGGCCCUGCAGGAUGCAAAGGAGCAUCUUGCAAGACUAGAAAAACAGAGAGAGGGGGCACAAGAGGAGUACAUGGCAGUUACAAAGAAAUUGCAGCGGGCAACUAACAAGACAAAGACUUGGAAACACAAAGUCACCGAACAUGAGAGCUUAAUACGACUCAUUCAACCAGGCACCAAGUCUCCUUUAAAAAUCACAAACUGGGGACAGUCAGCUUUCACUGAAGCAGAGUUGGAUCAGAUAGAGAAGAUGUGGCAGGAGGGCAAGAAUAGAUCACGCGAUGGACAGUAACACCUGAUGCGUCCAUUUCCAUUACCAUUUACUUUUUCUUUUUUUAUAUAUUUUUUUAAUGGCAGGCAGUCUUCAUUCUGAUGGCUAUGUUACUGGUUAAAUCUUUUCACUGAAAUGUGUUUUUAUUCAAUGUUUCUGUAAUCAUGUGCUCAUAUAAUGAUAUGUCAGUAGAUAAAUUAUGUGGAAUUGAUUUGUAUUUACUGUAAUUUAAUGUAAAGUGUGACAGCCACACUUCAUUUUAGGUAAACCAUAUAUAUAUAUACAGGUGCAUCUCAAUAAAUUAGAAUAUCGUGGAA